ACUUUUUCUAAUCGGAGAGCUUCGAAGGGUUCUGAGAUCUCGCGGCUCCUUCGAUCUUCUCCGCUCAACUAUUACCUCCGAUCGUUGGCUUAUGUCUACUGUAACCUCUUAGAUUUGAUUUUGGCGCGUUAUUAGAAACCCCUAACAUCUUUAAACUCACUCGAGGUCUCUCGUGAUCGAUCUAGGGUUUCGCGAGAUCUGAGAUUUCAUAUUUUCCGAUUCACCUUCGCAAUCCAAUUUUUUUUGUUGCUUGGAUUUUGUUUGUGUGUAAUCGUGUGGUAAGAUGUCUCGGUGUUUUCCGUUCCCGCCACCUGGUUAUGUACUAAACGGAAUCCGCGAUGAGGCUGUGAUCGUAUCAUCGAUCAAGGGGGUGGAGGAGAAAGCUAAGAAAGAACAAAGGAGGAAGGAUAGAAGAAGUGAUAAGAAGGAUAAAAAAGAUAAGAAGGAGAGGAAGGAGAAGAAGGAGAAGAAGGAGAAAAAGAGGAAGGAGAGGGAAGGAAAGGAAGUUGGAAGCGAAAAGCGCAGUCAUAAGAGACGGCGUAAAGAAGACGGUGCUAAAGUUGAUCUUUUUCACAAACUAAAAGAAAGUGAAGUCAAUUGUUUGGAGAAGAGCAGCCUUACUGUAGAACGUGAGCUGCUUCAGUCGACGUCCCAAAACUCUUGUGAUAGCACUCUUAACAGCAAUGAGAUGUUACCGAAGCAGAAGGAGGUCCAGCAGCCUCUCGAUGGUAGACAUAACAACAACAACGAGAAGCGGAUUGAGAAGCAGCAGCCUCUCAAUGGUAGACAUAACAACAAGGAGAAGCAGAAAGAGAAACAGCAGCCUCUCGAUGUUAGACAUAACAACAACGACUCUGGUGAGUUUGUUUGUGUUUCUUCCUUCCCCGGGGAAGGAUCUUGUAUUCUUGUUGGGUCUAAUUACCUUAUCAGGACAUUGAUGACAUUCUUUCUUCAAAUUGUUGAUAUGAAUUUGAAGAAAGCAUCAUUCGGAUUCGAUUGCCUAUUCGAAGGCAGAAAGAUCCCGAGGUGAUGAUGACCAAUAAGGAUCAAGAAAAACCAGGUCCUUCUCGGGGAAUAAAGUUAGACUCGUCCCAACUUCCUACUAGAGAGCCGGUUAAUCAACAUCCUUGUUCCACUUCUGCAGCAGAACAUGCUUCGAAGCCACGAGAAGAGAAAAGGAAAGAUCCCAUUUUUAGAGGGAAACACGGUAAAGAGAAGAUAUCCUCAUCCUCUACUCGAGAAACUUAUCAACCUCCUAAAAGCCUAUGCAAUUGCCCUCCAUCCAUGGUGUUGCAAUUCUUGGACGUAGUUGAGAAUUGGGUCCCUAACACGAUCGAGAGAAGAGUAGACCUCAUUAACUCUGAAGAUGAAGAAUGUUGGUGGUCCAUGAAGAAGCCGCCAAGUAGCACCACAGAAAUAUGCAAACAACUUAAUAGAGAGAAUGAGAUCAAGCAAGUAGGCAAUACAAUGGGGUGGCCAUGUGCUCGCCUUUUACCAGAAGCUGAUGUCUACGCCUUACCUUACACAGUCCCGUUCUGAUAACAUCAAAGAGCAGGAAGUUUUUAACAAGGAAUCUGGUCGAGACAUCCAUGUUCUGGACCAGACAGUUUUUUGGUUUAGCCUUAAAAUUCCAAGGUUGUAUAAGAAGAACACACUGUUUGUUAUUCUUUGCGGUUGGUAACCAAUAUAGUAAUAUCAGUAUUUCGUCUCAAUCUCUCUUGUUCUUAUAAUAAUAGAAUGAGAAAUCGAAAUGGAAUUUUCAUGUGAAGUGGAUUAGUAACAUUAUCACAAUUGAUAAAACAUUUGUAAAUAACUAGACAAGCUUUCUCGGCUAUCAGUUAAAAUAGAAGUUGAAUUAACCUCACAAUUCGUUUUGUACGGAACUAAGAGAUCACAAAUGAAAACGGAAAACAACAACAAAAAUGAAAAAGCGAUACUUUUUUAAACCACCCUGUCAUCCUCAUCUCAAAGAGCUUCUUGACUUCCAUGAGUGCUAUUACAAGAUGGAGCAGGCCUUUUGUGCUUUGUUCUUCUUUUUCUUCUGCUUUGGAGGU
Messenger RNA from Arabidopsis thaliana (thale cress), 2054 nucleotides. RefSeq lists its product as uncharacterized. The transcript is spliced from 3 exons. Lineage: Eukaryota; Viridiplantae; Streptophyta; Magnoliopsida; Brassicales; Brassicaceae. The record is from RefSeq and is marked reviewed. Bases 284 to 1030 code for a protein of 248 amino acids.